GCUCGGAUGGAAAUGCUAUUGGAAGUUGGUAGACGAAAAUGAGAGCUCAGCGUCUCAGUUUUGGGCAUAUUCUAUGACCCUUUUCCUUUCCAUGCCUCAUUGACUCGUUGGAGCUUCUUCUUCUUCUUCUUCUCAGCUUUGAAGCAUAGGAAAUGGACGAGACUCGAGUGCAAGUCCCACGAGUGAGACUAGGUAGUCAAGGCUUAGAGGUCUCCAGGCUGGGUUUUGGGUGUGGGGGACUAUCAGGAAUUUACAAUGCCCCUCUCUCACACGAAGCUGGAUGUUCUGUUAUCAAGGAAGUAUUCAACAGGGGUAUAACCUUUUUUGAUACAUCUGAUCUUUAUGGAGAUCGACAUGAUAACGAAAUCAUGGUUGGCAAGGCUUUAAAAGAACUCCCUCGAGAAAAAGUCCAAUUGGCCACUAAAUUUGGUAUUAUUAUGUCUGAUGGGAUGCAAUUCAGUGUAAAAGGUACCCCUGAGUAUGUAAGGGAGUGCUGUGAAGCUAGUCUUAAGCGACUUGAUGUCAGUUAUAUUGAUUUAUACUAUCAGCAUCGAAUUGACACUUCUGUGCCAAUUGAGGACACUGUAGGGGAGCUUAAAAAGUUGGUAAAUGAAGGAAAGAUUAGAUAUAUUGGGUUGUCAGAGGCUAAUGCUGAUACUAUAAGGAGAGCACAUGCUGUUCAUCCUAUCACUGCUUUACAAAUGGAGUAUUCUUUGUGGUCCCGUGACAUUGAAGACGAGAUAAUUCCACUUUGCAGAGAACUAGGAAUUGGAAUAGUGGCAUAUAGCCCUCUUGGUAGAGGCUUUUUUGCAGGGAAAGCAGUGGAGGAAAGUUUACCUAGUCAAAGUUUACUGGCAAUUCAUCCAAGGUUCAGUGGAGAAAAUUUGGAAAAGAACAAGCUCUAUUACAAGCGACUUUCUGACUUGGCUUCUAAACAUGCAUGCACUCCUGCUCAGUUAGCUCUCGCAUGGCUUCUUCAUCAGGGGAAUGAUAUAAUUCCCAUCCCAGGGACAACUAAAGUCAAGAACCUUGAGAACAACAUCGGAGCUCUGACAGUUAAGCUUACAGAUGAAGAUGUGAGGGAAAUUUCUGAUGUGAUUCCUGCUCAUGAAUUUGCUGGCGAACGAGAAUAUGGCAUGUUCUCAAAAUAUAUGUGGAAGUUUGCAACUACCCCUCCAAAGUAACUGCAAGAAGAUGAAUCGAACCUUUCUUUUCCUUGUACAAUCCUAAGAAAAUGAAUUGUGGCUGUUCUAGUUGAUAUUUGGUGAAGUUUUUCACUUCUUCAAAGAGAAACCUUGCAUGCCUAUAUGUGUAAACUCAUGCGCAUGCGCAUGUAAACUGGUUGUAAUAUAACUUAUGCCUGAAUGAUAUAUAUUGCGUGUAUAAGCAUUUUAUAUCAUUCUUACUUUAAGUGAGUAUUGCCCCUCA
Neltuma alba is the source of this 1428-nucleotide messenger RNA. Its product is annotated as perakine reductase-like. Lineage: Eukaryota; Viridiplantae; Streptophyta; Magnoliopsida; Fabales; Fabaceae. The transcript has 7 exons. The record is from RefSeq and is a predicted model, not a curated record. Bases 153 to 1184 code for a protein of 343 amino acids. Gene Ontology annotation, cellular component: cytoplasm.